Molecule: messenger RNA, 2314 nt
Organism: Ictalurus furcatus (blue catfish)
Lineage: Eukaryota; Metazoa; Chordata; Actinopteri; Siluriformes; Ictaluridae
Product: coagulation factor X
Exons: 9
Coding region: 92-1567 (491 amino acids)
Biological process (GO): blood coagulation; proteolysis
Cellular component (GO): extracellular region
Molecular function (GO): serine-type endopeptidase activity; calcium ion binding
Source: RefSeq, a predicted model, not a curated record
GAGCUGCUGAACCGUGUCAUGCUCGACUGAGGGGGGAACAAAAAAUAAAUAUACACAUUUCUUACAUGGAAUUUUGACACAAAGAGUCCAGAUGUCUGACUCUGUAUUCUGUUUGGUGAUUUGGUUUUUAUUCAGCACGUCUGCAAUCAGUCUUCAAUCUGCGGUGUUCAUUCAUCACAGGGAUGCUGUACGGAUCCUGAGGCAUCGCCGAGCCAACUACUUCCUGGAGGAGGUGAAACCUGGAGAUUUGGAGCGCGAGUGUUAUGAGGAGAUUUGCUCUAAAGAGGAAGCUGCAGAAAUCUUUCAGAGCAGAGAGAAAACAACAGAGUUUUGGCUUCGAUACCAACGUCAGAGUCAGUGCCGUGAAAAUGUGUGUUUUAAUGGAGGGGUUUGCACUGUAAGUGAAGGACGUUACGCGUGUGUGUGUAUGCCACGUUACACCGGAAAACACUGUGAGACAGAGGUGUUCGAGUGUGAGUACAAGAACGGUGGAUGUUUUCAUUACUGCAGCGACUCACAACCAGUUGGCUCAAGUGUCACCUGCAGCUGUGCUGAUGGAUAUGUACUGGAGGAGGACGGAAAAAGCUGCAAAGUGACGGCACAAUUCCCGUGUGGAAAACAAUGGACUCGGGGCAUUCUACAGCGCUCCUUAUCCGAUGCUCUAAACCACACCUACACCAAGGAAAACCCCACCCACUACCCCACAAACAACAGUCUGUUCACGUCAAACCACACCCAGUCUACAGAGAACACCACUCACACACUGUACAACAUUUCUACAUCUGACGACUCGGAUACACGAAUUGUAGGCGGCCUGCUGCAGCAUCAGGGUGGAAGUCCGUGGCAGGCUCUGCUACGCAGGAAAGAUGGGAAUGGUUUCUGUGGAGGAACACUGAUCGAUAAGCGCUGGGUCAUUACAGCGGCUCACUGUCUACAGGAAACACCUGAUCAUGUGACCCUCGGCGACUUUGAUAAAUUUCGUCCUGACGACGGCGAGCAGAGAAUCAAGGUGGAGAAAGCUAUCGUUCAUCCUCACUUCCACGAGUACACAUUUGACAGCGACAUCGCUUUGCUGUACCUGGCCGAGCCGGUCGUGUUCAGUUCGGUCGUCUCCCCUGCGUGCAUGCCCAAUGCUCACCUGGCCGGUCGUCUGGAGCGACCUGGCGAGAACGGCCUAGUGAGUGGCUGGGGUGCGACUCACUACCUCGGUCGCUCGUCGCGCUUCCUGCUGAAAGUCUCGCUUCCUGUUGUGGACCAGAAGGACUGCAUGGAUUCCACUGAACAGGUGAUCACCGAUAAUAUGUUCUGUGCUGGAUUCCUGCAUGCAGAGAAAGACGCGUGCAGCGGUGACAGCGGUGGACCGUUCGUGGUGAACUACAGGGGAACAUGGUUCCUGACUGGAGUGGUGAGCUGGGGCGAGCAGUGUGCUGCCGACGGAAAAUACGGUGUGUACACGAGAAUCAGCAACUUCCUGUACUGGAUACAAGACGAGAUCAAGAAACAGGAAGAGACAAUCAGCAGGAACACCAAACAAGCCAACACCAGUACGAUAUCAUCCAUACAGUGAUAGAAAAACAUCAUUCUAAUAAAAUUAUUGCCAGAUGUUUUCAGGCACGUGUUUUGUCACAGGUUUUGUGCGAUCACUAAUUCAACAAGAUAUCAGUGUUAGAUUUAAGUAGGAACAUAGUAUUCAAUCUACUAGCUACAAUUCAGGAUCAGGAACCACAAAUCAAUACCACGUACAUGGGAAACAAGUAGAAACUCAAAACUACUGAACGAUGAGUGUAAGCGGUUAUUAAAUCAUUUUAGACCACAUCGCUGUAGAAUGCUUGACUCUGAUUGGUCAGAAUUAUUUUUCUAUAACAGCAGCUCUGGUUUUUGUUAAUGCGCUCGUUCUAAUGCGUUACUGUUUCUAUACUAAACGCUUAUUCAGAGGGACGCUCUGGUGGGUGGACGCGCCACAUAAACGUGCGUCACAGUUGAUAUGGUGACGUUUUCUGUAAGGAGAACUCAUUUAGCUUCUUUUUUUUUUUUCUUUAAAAAAGGAUUUUUGUAAACAGUCGACUCUGCUUGGUGUCGGGUUCCAUCACAUCACCCCGUUGUUGAUUAUUUUCCUAACACCCCAACCCUGGUACUUUAUAAAGAGCCGAAUCACAUGGUAAACAGUGACGAUGACGGGAGGAAGCACGUAUAAUGUGUAUAUUGAGGAAAAGGUCAGAAACAGCAGCAGUGAUAAAUGGAUAAAUAGCAUAAACAGAUUUUUUUUUUUUUUUUUUAAGUGUCAUUCUGAAAUAAAUAAAAAGAUGUCACUGUU